Molecule: messenger RNA, 688 nt
Organism: Onychostoma macrolepis
Lineage: Eukaryota; Metazoa; Chordata; Actinopteri; Cypriniformes; Cyprinidae
Exons: 8
Coding region: 80-688 (202 amino acids)
Molecular function (GO): protein binding
Source: RefSeq, a predicted model, not a curated record
AGAAAUUGCUCAGAGCCUGUGUCCUGGGACAUGGACAGAAUUCUAUUCUGAGGACCUUGGGGAUAUACCUUGACAAAAGAUGUCUUGCAGCUGUGGAGUUUUCAUUCUAAUGUAUGCCCUCUAUGUCAUCUUGGGGGGAACAUUUGACUUUUCAGAGUCAGACAUACCAAGUAUAAGAAGAUGGUGGUCUGUCCUUUUGCUGGAGAAAUUCCCACCAAGAUCGGUCUUGGAAAUCCAGCAAAGAAAGAGAAGGCGGACUGACAAGCCACACAAAACUGUGGCAACUGUUGACCAACCCCUGAACAUACAGGAGCUUCCUCCGCUGGUCCUUCGUGAAAUCUUACUGGAGGUUGUGCUUCAAGAUGGUGAUGUUGCAAUUGGCUCCCUUGCCCUCACCUGCAGGUGCUUCAACAGCAUUGUGAGCAUGGAAAGUUUCCGCCGAGAGGCUCACUUUCGGUGGUUGGACAGUGUCGUGAACUGGAAGGCAUUCAGUGAAAAUUUCAGAAACCUGUACAGGGUUCCAUACAGUCUAUCCAGAUGUCUCCAUUGUGAGACUACAUACAAAGACUGUGGUGAAGGCUACAGAGGAAGAGGGCAAAGAGGUGUGAUGCAGGGGUUCUAUGGCUCUGAUGACUUCCAAGGAUACUGCGAACACGACUGUUUCUAUGAGACUGGAGGAAGCAUCUAA